Molecule: messenger RNA, 3422 nt
Organism: Musca domestica (house fly)
Lineage: Eukaryota; Metazoa; Arthropoda; Insecta; Diptera; Muscidae
Gene: bip1
Product: mucin-1
Exons: 3
Coding region: 272-1720 (482 amino acids)
Source: RefSeq, a predicted model, not a curated record
GAAAAGAAAGGAUUAACAAAUAAUAAUUUUUUAAUAAAAAUUCAGAAGUUCAGAAUUUGUAGGCCAAACUGCAAUUGCGUAUUGCAAUCGAAAGGAAACUUAACGACAAAGAAGCAAACCUAAAGUCCAGACAAAUAAAUAAACACCGCCCGUCCGAAUAGACGUCUCAUAUGAAUAGCAGGAACCUGCCCAUAUUAACUUCAUGAAAUAAUCCACUUAUGUAACACAUUCAACAUUAAAUUACCCAGGAAAAAAACAUAAAUCCACACCAAUGGCUAAGACACGAAUAAAAACCACACCGACACGCAUGCAGAAGGAGGCUCAAACAGCUUCCGCUGCUGUCAAUUCAUCCAGCAAUAGAAUUGUUACGGAACAAGUCCUAAAGAAACGAAUUUGUGCUCUAAAUAGUUCCAUGCUAAGCACCAAGGAAGCACUGCCCAUACAAACGUCAAUAAUUGUACAACCACCACCGAAACGUACAAAUUCCAUAUCAUCUGCCACAUCAACAAUUUCCCAUAGCAGUGAUGGUCAUUGCAGCAGCAGCAUUGAAUCACCACCACCAUCACUACCCUCCAGCAGCUCCGCAACAACUCCGCCCACCUCCAAUUCAAAUGGACCAACUAUGGAUGAAUUGACUGAGAAUGCCAUUAAAACAUUAAAUGCCGGCCUAUUGGCCAAAACCAAUGCAUUGGCCUUAAAAAAUCGUAAAGUUUAUAUGAUAACUGAAAAGUGUGAUGACAGCGGCGCUGAUGGCGUUACUGGGAACGGAGGUGCUAACUGUGCCAGUGGAAAUGGUGCGGGCGGAAAUUGUGCCCCCGGACAAAAACGUAAAAUGUACUUAAUAAUGGAAGAGAAACAGACGGAUGAUGUGCAUGGAAAUGGGCUGGCUGAUAAAUUUAUGAAAUCAGAAAACGGUGGCGGAACCAAAAAGUUAACACUCUUCGCUGACUCCACCAAUGGUCAGUUGCCACAGAAAAUUGAGAAAAUUUUACCGGAAAUCCUAAGUUGCAUACAAGCUAAAGGUACUGCUGCUACAACAAAUGGCAAUGGUUUAGCCAUCACUCUGGCCAAUACCAAUGGAGCAAUUGCAAGUACAGCAAAUCAGGAUACGAAUGGAAAGCCCACCGUAAUAAAUGAUAACUUGAAUACAAAUAAUAUCCGCUUGAAAACACAAGUUGAUAAUAAUAACGAAAGACUGCCUUUAACACUGCCACCAAAAAAGAAUCGUACCAAAAUCAUAACCACACAAAUCAUACCAGUCAAUAACAACAGCAGCAACAGUAACAGUUCCCAUCCCAUUACGUCCACAUUAAGUGUUAGCAAUAACAACAAUGAGCAAUUGCUGGUUCUAAAAGAGCCACACAGUUUAGUUUCCAGCUCUUUACAUAGUGGUGGAAAUUCCAAACUAAACUUCACACGCAGCGAUAAUUCAAGUGCCACUCCGGUCAUUGUAAAUGCCAAUACAUUGUUAAGCAAUGGAAUCGCUGCCUCCACAAAUGGUGUCAGCAAGGAAAAUGGCAAUAAAUAUUGUGCGACCACAAUAAGUUCAUCCGUCCCGACACAAUUGCACAAGAACAUAAAUCUCUCCACCGAUUUUUUAUUUCUCAUGAAAAUGUUACCCAAACUGGAAAGUAUUGCCGAACCGCAUAAAACCUAUGUAAAGGCAUGCAUAGAGGAUCUAAUCAAUCAGUAUGUUCCACCAGGAGUGGGAGAUCAAUAAAUCCGUAUUUUGUUUAAGUUAGAUUAGAAGUUAGUUUUAGCGAAGUGUCAACCAUGAGCCUAUUUGAAAUGAAGGUAUUGAAAUGUGGUUCUUGUGGUAAUAAUUGUUAUACCCUACACCACAUAGUGACAAGGGUAUUAUGCUUUUGUGCAUUUGUUUGUAAAAUUGAGAAGGAAGCGAGAUAGAUCCAUAGUUACUUUUGAGGAUCUUCAUAGAAUCUCUUUCUGAGUCGAUUUAUUCAUGUCAGUCCGUCCGUCUGCCCAUGUAUUCUUGCAAACAAAAUGCAGGUAGCAUUUAUUAUCCGAUUAAGAUGAAAUUUUCCAAACAAUAUUUGUCUGGGCCAAGGACGUACCCUAUUGAAAUUGGUGAUAAUCGGGUCAGAUUUAGAUAUAGCUCCCAUAUAAAGCUUCAACCGAUUUCGGAUUAAUUGUGCACUAAAUGGCCAAUAUCAGUCCAAAUGACCUGAAUUUUGGCACAUCCGACCGAAUUCAGUCUAGAAGCAAGUACAUUAAAUUUGGUGAAAAACGGUUUAGAUAUAGCUAUAGCUCUAUUACAUAUGUUUCAUCCGAUUUAGCGUUUUAAGUCCCUCACAUGUGUAAAGUGCACUCCAGAACAAUUAUCCUUGGUAUAAGAUAUCAGAUAUAGUCCCGAAAUACCUCUGUUAAAUUUUUUUCAAGAUUGGUUCUUAUUUGGCUAUAGUUCCCAUAUAUGUCAUCAAUACGAUUUCAGGUUUAUUGUUAAAAUCAGUCGAAAUGGUGUGCAUUUCGGGACAUAGGUUUUCAUUUUGUGGAACUCAACCCCGAUAUAUAUUUUUUGAAUAUUAUCCUUCUGGAAGUGAUAUCAUGCACUCCCUCUGAAACCAUACUAUAACUGCUCUAAAACCAAAUGUUGAUAAGUAGUAUGAUCUACUUCAAAUAAGUUCUUUUGUUACAGAAGCUCUACUAAAUAUGCAUAUUGGUGUAGGGUAUCAUAUAUGUAUUGUCGGCCCCGCCCGACUAUUGACCUUUCCUUUCUAUAGAAGUCCACACAAGAUAUUGCAAACAUCGGGGAUCAAUGAGGACUUUAAGAUAUUGAAUAAAUAGAUGACCAAUGCGGCAUUCGCCACAUGUAUGUGUACAUAUAAAAUCAAUAUGAUUUUCUAUAAUCACAAUUAAAACAGAUGAGUUGUUCUAUGUAUAUCUUAAUGUUCUCUAUCCGUCGUUAACUAAAAGAUCAGUUUCCACAAUUACCAAAAUUAAAAGCAAAUGAAAAUUUUUCGAAUUUAAACACAAUUGCAUUAUUCUAGCUUCAGCUACAACAUCAAUGAAGCUUUCUAUAAACAGAAAAUCUGUUGAAAAUAUUAGGUCAAUUUGAUGUCCUCUAGAAAGAAAACCAGCAUGGUGUUUUAUAAAUAAUAAUAAUAUACUUCAUUUUUUUUUAUAUUAUUUUAAUAAAUGAAAAAUGAAUAUUUUUUAAUUUAAAAUUUGACACUCUUUUUAUAUUAUUUUAAUAAAUGAAAAAUGAAUAUUUUUUAAUUUAAAAUUUAUAUAUAGAUAUUGUUUAGCAUUAAUUUUAAGAAUAUAUUUUAUACAUGUAACGCGAAAUAAACGUAAGACAUCUGUGGAAACUGUACAAACGGGGAUACAAAAAGGAGAAACAACAAAGAACUGAAUACAUAUUUUUAAAAUAUACCAAUUAAGAUACAAAUAUUGAUAUUAUAAUU